Molecule: messenger RNA, 582 nt
Organism: Nicotiana attenuata
Lineage: Eukaryota; Viridiplantae; Streptophyta; Magnoliopsida; Solanales; Solanaceae
Exons: 1
Coding region: 1-582 (193 amino acids)
Source: RefSeq, a predicted model, not a curated record
AUGGAGGACAAAGAGAUAGUAAUGCCACACGGACCGUAUACUGUUAACAAUAGGCCAAUGAUACUAAAGGAAUGGGAUCCAAGUUUUCAGAUUAAAAACAAGUCCAUGAGAAUUGUUCCACUGUGGGUCAAUUUUCCAGGUUUGCCUAUUCAAUGUUGGACUGAGGAAAACCUAGGAAGAAUUGCUAGCCUUCCAGGUAAGCCUAUUUGUACUGAUAGGCUAAUUGCUGAAUGUGAGAGGAUCUCAUUUGCUCGGGUACUAGUUGAAAUGGAUAUCACACAGCCUUUACCAGAUGAAGUCCACAUUGAGAUCCCUGAUCAAAGAAGCUGGAUACAAAGGGUGGAAUUCGAGUGGAAGCCAAAAUUCUGCCUGGAGUGUAACAACUUUGGGCAUGACAAAGGGAAAUGUCAACAGGCUGAGGAACAUAAAGAAGAAGUUAAGCAGAAAAGAAGAAGAAAGAAGAGGAACAAAAUGGAAUGGAAGCCAAAGGAAGCAAAGGAAUCCAACCAGCAACAAAUAGAUGCAACUGAACAUGAAGAUAAACAGGAACAAGAUAAAGGCAAGCAGAAGAUGAACAUAUAA